AUGCAGGCGGAGAGAGUGGUGGAGGCGGAAGAGGUCAAGCGCCGGGAGGCAGCGGUGGUGGAGGACGUCAAGAAUCUCUUCAAAAGGCUGGAACUAGUCGGCAGAGGCGCCUAUGGUGCCGUGUAUCGAGGUCAGCAUAUUCCCACUGGGAAUGCAGUGGCUCUCAAGGUCGUCAAUCUAGAUACUCCUGAUGACGACGUCAGCGACAUCCAGAAAGAGGUCGCGGUGUUGAGCCAGCUGAGAGAGGCGGAGUCGAAGAAUGUCGUGAGAUACUGGGGCUGCUGGCUCAAGGGUCCAGAGCUGUGGAUAGUCAUGGACUAUGCCGAGGGAGGAAGUAUUCGGACAUUGAUGCGAGGUGGUCCGAUAGUGGAGCAGCAUGCGGUGGUCAUUGUUCGUGAGACCUUGAUUGCUCUAGCGUAUCUGCACAAGUCCGGUAUCAUCCAUCGUGACAUCAAAGCAGCGAACAUCCUCCUCACCAAUGCGGGCAAGAUCUUGCUUUGCGACUUUGGUGUGGCAGCCUCGCUGGUAUCAUCAGCCUCAAAAAGGACGACGUUCGUCGGGACACCUUAUUGGAUGGCACCCGAGGUGAUCACAACCGGUAAAUCGUACGAUCAGUCUGCCGACAUUUGGAGCUUGGGUAUCACUAUCUACGAGAUGGUGAUGGGCAAUCCACCUCUGGCCGAGAUAGAGCAGAUGAGAGCGAUCAUGCUUAUACCCAAGAAUAAGCCCCCACGAUUGCCCCUCGAAGGCAAGUUCUCCCCGCUGAUGAGAGACUUUGUGGCCACCUGCCUAAACGAAGAGGCCAAAGAGCGGCCCAAUGCAGAGGAGUUGAGCAAGCACAAGUGGAUCAAGGGGAGCGCCAAGACCGGUCCGGCUGUAUUGAAGGAGCUGAUCACUGCCUAUACUGCCUGGACCAAGACUGGUGGAACUCGUUUGUCUUUGACAAUCACGAUGGCACCGAUGAUUGGGAGUUUGGCACGUUCAAAGGCGAUGCAGCACCAGCACUGA
Messenger RNA from Microstroma glucosiphilum, 1008 nucleotides. RefSeq names its product Pkinase-domain-containing protein. The transcript has 4 exons. Gene Ontology annotation, molecular function: protein kinase activity; ATP binding. The record is from RefSeq and is a predicted model, not a curated record. Lineage: Eukaryota; Fungi; Basidiomycota; Exobasidiomycetes; Microstromatales; Microstromataceae. Bases 1 to 1008 code for a protein of 335 amino acids. Gene Ontology annotation, biological process: protein phosphorylation.